Messenger RNA from Diaporthe amygdali, 237 nucleotides. RefSeq lists its product as uncharacterized. NCBI's taxonomy places the organism in Eukaryota, Fungi, Ascomycota, Sordariomycetes, Diaporthales, Diaporthaceae. The coding region runs from base 1 to 237 and encodes 78 amino acids. The transcript is spliced from 2 exons. The record is from RefSeq and is a predicted model, not a curated record.
AUGUUGACCGGCGAACAAGAGACAGUUGUCAACAAAGCGUGCAUCAUGCUCGUCUCCAUCGAUCAUACCGAAUCGGACAGCUACGACUCCUUGCGCCUGGGGCCAGUGCACACAAUAGAAAGAGAGGAGCAGCCGACCUCGGGACGACCUCCGCAUCCCGACUUCCUCUACACGGAAGUGCCGCUGCAGAUCCCGGCAGUCAUCGCAGCGCCGGCCCUGCGCUACAGCUGGGAAUAA